CUAAUUUCUUUUCUUUAUUUGUAGAAAGUGAUGGAGAAUAAGAAAAAGAGAGCAACAAACUUUUAGAGGAAGUCAUAGGUUAAAAGCCCCAUAGCUUUUUCUUCCAUCACUUUCAUUCUUCUCUUCUCAUUCUUACAAACUUUGAGAGAGAAUUUAAGAGAUCUUGAUCAGAUCUUUUCUACUUGUGAAAAUCGAUUCUAAAUCUAUAUCAUAUAGAGAAACUCUAUAUAUCUUGAAGAUUCAGAAGAGAUGGGAAAUUACUACUCUAGAAGAAAUUCUAGGAAACACAUCACUACUGUUGCCUUGAUCAUCCUUCUUCUUCUUUUGUUUUUGUUUCUUUACGCUAAAGCUUCAUCAUCCUCUUCUCAUAAUAUACAUCAUCACUCAACUCAUGGAAGCUUGAAGAAACCUGGAAUUUUCGAUCCAAAGCUUCAUGAUCUUGACUCCAAUGCUGCGUCAAGAGGAUCAAAAUAUACUAAUUAUGAAGGUGGUGGUGAAGAUGUUUUUGAAGAUGGCAAGAGAAGGGUUUUCACAGGUCCUAAUCCUUUGCACAAUAGAUAAACUUUUGCUUUUACAAGUUUCUGUGAAUUUUUGUCUGAAUAAAACACAUUUGUGCAAACACAAACCAUAUUUAUUUACUUUUUUUCUUACACUGAUAUACACUAUAUUGUACGUUAUCUGCCGUGAUUGUAACUUAUGUGUUCUAGGAGAUCGAAGAGUGUUGAACAACGAGUCUCUGAAAAUAGUAAAUACUGCUUCUUGGUUU
This is a messenger RNA of Arabidopsis lyrata subsp. lyrata, 766 nucleotides long. RefSeq names its product CLAVATA3/ESR (CLE)-related protein 22. Bases 250 to 561 code for a protein of 103 amino acids. The record is from RefSeq and is a predicted model, not a curated record. Gene Ontology annotation, biological process: system development. The transcript has a single exon. Lineage: Eukaryota; Viridiplantae; Streptophyta; Magnoliopsida; Brassicales; Brassicaceae.